Micropterus salmoides (largemouth bass) is the source of this 6312-nucleotide messenger RNA. RefSeq names its product receptor-type tyrosine-protein phosphatase R-like. Gene Ontology annotation, biological process: protein dephosphorylation. The annotation marks the transcript as partial. NCBI's taxonomy places the organism in Eukaryota, Metazoa, Chordata, Actinopteri, Centrarchiformes, Centrarchidae. The record is from RefSeq and is a predicted model, not a curated record. The transcript is spliced from 7 exons. Gene Ontology annotation, molecular function: protein tyrosine phosphatase activity.
CUUCUGUGUCAGGAAAUCCCCAUGAAUUUCAUCGAUCCCAAAGAUCUGGACAUCCCAAACUACGGACCCAAGAACAGAUACAAGACCAUACUUCCCAACCCUCAUUCCAGAGUGAUCCUGAAGUCGAAGAGCUGCAACGACCUGCUGAGCUCCUACAUCAAUGCUAACUACAUACGGGGUUACCUAGGCGACGAGAAGGCGUUCAUCGCCACCCAGGGUCCCAUGGUGAACACGGUGAACGACUUCUGGCAGAUGGCCUGGCAGGAGGAGUCCCCCGUCAUCGUCAUGAUCACCAAACUGAAGGAGAAGAAUGAGAAGUGUGUUCUGUAUUGGCCUGAAAAGAGGGGAAUCUAUGGGAAGGUCGAAGUGUUGGUCAACAGCGUCAGAGAGUGUGAACAUUACACCGCUCGCAGCCUUACAUUAAAGUGUGGGAAUCAAACCCGCAUGCUGCAGCAUUACUGGUACACAUCAUGGCCCGACCACAAAACCCCCGACUCGGCGAUGCCGCUACUGCAGCUCAUGACCGACGUUGAGACGGACAGACGGACGGCUGCCGCCAUGGGACCCGUUAUUUUUUACCCACGUUCCUCUACUUGCAGCGCCGGGAUUGGCCGGACAGGAUGCUUCAUCGCUACAACGAUAGGCUGUCGACAGCUGCAGCUGGAGGGAGUGGUGGAUGUUCUGAGCAUCACCUGCCGGCUCAGAGCUGACAGAGGAGGGAUGAUCCAGACAGGUGAGCAGUACGAGUUCGUCCAUCACGCCUUGAGCCUGUACGAGACCCGCCUAUCUGCAGAAACAGGCCAAUGAGUGUGCGCCGCCACAGGAGGUGUCGACCUAAACCUGGAUGUGUUGUCAUAGUGAGUCCUUUAGCAGGUAUGAUCCCUGAGAUUUGGAAGUUCUCUUGAGAUUAGAAACAACUGGAAGAGGUCUUUUUAAGUUUAAUGGACAACAUGGACAACCAAUGAGUUGUGGGUGGAGCCUAUUGAAGGAAAGAGGAAAGGUACAUUUCUGGAAAUGAAAUAUAUCCGUUCUUCUCUGCUGUUUCUUCAUGUGUUGUUGGUGGGGGGUUCUCCAGAAGAACUGGAAAGACCCGCCCACUUCACUUCUCUCAACCAACUGACUGCCGGAUCGUGACGUUUUUAACUAACCAGAUUGUCCUGUUACCUCUUUUCUGUCAAGGAGACGUAGAAAUAGUUUGACUGAAAUUGAUGGUACUUUGUUUCAUAACACUGUUGUGUUUGUGUCUUUUUAGAUUUAAAAAUUAUUUUUUAAUGUGGGGUUCUUAUAAGAAAGGCAAUCACAAAUUGACUGUUAGCUGGUUGCAUUUUCUGUUAAGCUACGAUACAACUGUUGAACAAACCCUUCCAGCCUCCCUUUGUGACAUCCACACUCCGUACGAUACUCCGUGAUUCUGCCACGUUACAUUACCCACCUUCAAACUUUUUGGGGAAGUCGAACAUUAAUUUUGACCUUUUAUCCUGAGGCGGGUUGUAUCAUCAAAGUUAUUUCAUCAUCAUCUCUUAAUUGUUAGAACUUAAUUUUAAAUGUCAUAUGUCAGAAAACCUUCAGCUCAAGUAACCUGAAAAGUUAGCUUGACAACUAGCCAGCAGAAACAUUUAGCAAACACAUUUAUUUUUUUAUGUUUUUAUGUUAACGUUACUUUCUGUUUAACCAGACAGUGUUGAGUAGGUGAGUCAAUGCUAUGGUUAGCAAGCUAACUAACUGACAUUAUCUUAAAACCCAUUUCAUUUGUAACCAAGACUAAUAAAGUACAACUUUUGUGAUGCGAAUGAUUAAACCAACUUUAUAAUCUUUAUUUUCCCUGUCGUCACUGCUCUGCGCAUUUCCACUGGACGUAUGUUUUGCAGCUUUGAAACUUACAGAGUGCUGAAGUCACAAACGGGGCUAACUCCAGCCAUAGAUCACACGCUAAAGGCUAACAAACCAAUGUAAUGAUAAAUAAGCUCCUGCUAAGCUAGCACUAGUAGUACAGCAAUCUCAUAGAGGCUAAUUCUAGCUUUUGUAGUUCGGUGUUAAUCCGUAUGCUUUAACGUCAUUAAUGGAUGCUAACCUAUAAGCUCAUGCUAUUAUUAGCCCGCUAUGCUUAUGCAAUAUUUUGUUAAACCAAUUAAUCUUAUAUUCCGCAGCUAAACCAUGCUCGUAAAAUAUUAUAACAAUUUGUAAUACUAUUUCACAAAUUCAGCUUCGCCGAGGUUUUGACUGAGUAAGAAUUAUGGGAGCUGUUUACAAAUGCUGACCUACUAAUUGUUGUUUUAUCUAAAAUAGAUAAAUAGAUAAAUUGAUGGUAGCAAUAGAGACCUAGUUAUCCUAGAAUAUAUGGACACAACACCCCACCAUCAUGUUAAAACAUUUAGAAAGACCCAAGGAAUAAAAUGUACAAAACAUUUAAAAAUGGCAUAAUUUAUAGAUUUGAUCCACAAUUAAAAUGAAAACUGACAUUUUAGCCAAAGUUUAGUUUUUCAGCACAGGGCCAAAUUGAAAAACAUAGUUUGCUGAGACUUAUUCAUCACACGACAGAUUUACACUUAAACUCUUUAUAGUAGUUAACCCUGUUUAUUGAAUUGACAAUUCCCAUGUUGUGUAAUAUGUUGCUUUAUACCAAAAAUGUGAAAUAAUUGUCACAAUGGUGCAGUCAUCUCAUCAGUGUGCUGUUGUAAAUCUAGUAAGUGCGUUAUUUUUAGUGUAUCAAAAUAAUACCUUUAUUUUUAUACUGUUUUUUUUUUACAUGUUUUUGAUGAGUUUAGCAGCUAUUAUCCAUUUGUCACCUCGCAUGAAAGCUCACGAUGUGAGGUACGAACCUCAAAUCUCUAAAUCUUGAAUUUAACAGAAGCAGAUGAAAAAAACAAUACAAAUUUUAUCCGAAUCAGCAAAUCGAAUUUUGAACAAGCCACACCCGUUGUUUAAGCUUUACUAUCUUAAUGAUGGAGGAAUACGUUUUAAGCAGUAGAAGAAUAAACAUGAAAUACUGAGAGAUAAAGUUGUUGUGAACAAUACGGAUUGAUUUUGUAUUUCUUUAGAUAAGUUUUAUAAUUACAUUGACACUGCAUUGAAAAAUGUCAAAAUAGUAAUGAGACUACACAACUCAACCAAACCAUUCGAGUGCCAUUACAUUGGAAAAAUAAAGUCAAGAAAAGGGUGUGAUGCUCAGUUUUUAUACGCCCAAUAUUACUACAUGUUUAACCAUAAAAGGCUAAGAAAUGAAAUAAAUACUGAGGUGGUUUUAUUAGUUCCUGAGGUGUUGAUUUGUUUUAGAGAUCUGGGGUUUCUACAGUAAUGCCAGUAACGAAGAACAUAAACAAAUACAUCUAAUCCACUGUCUGUGUGAAUGGGAUAAUGUUGUGUGGUACAUGUUAAAGUGCUAUUAAACCUAAUGUAAGAAGUCGAGUUUCAAUCCAUGGGCUACAAACAUGGAGGUGUUGCUGCUAAAACUGGGAGCGUUGGGACCGGACCGCUGACGGACAAUAAACGAGAGAAUCUUGGAGGACUCUUUCUUUUUAUGUACCAAAUAUUUUUUUAUUUAUUCCUUUUAUUUGUUAUACAAUCAAGGGACUUUGGACCUGCGUCUCUUCGUGCCCAACAUGCCUCGUGGGACCACCGUCAAAACAAUUUUGACUUCGGCCAGUUCAAGAAUUGGAUUGACUUCAAACUCCAAAGUGGUUAAAAAUCUGAAAUAUUACAUUGUGAUAUUGACGUAACUCUCUGUUUGAACUGAUGAUGGGAUCAAUUCACUUUCACUACAGAAAGUGAAUUGAUCCCAACCUCCACACCCACUGCAGCAGCGGGUGCAACAACACACACUGCCUCUGACGUAGUAUUGUGUAUGUACAGUAGGUGGUGGUUCAUGUCCUGUACUCUGUUGUUGUUGACUGUUGAUGGAGCUUAAAGGGACACUACACAUUUUCAGUUUUAGACAGUUGUCAUGCUGUUGUAGAGAACAAAAUAUUCUUUAUAUGCAUUCAUUGGUUACCAAUGUAGGAGUUUAACAUUGUGUGUAAGGCUUUAUUUUAGAGCUCACAUAGUUUUCGCAAAUUUUAAAUAGAGAAAUGAAAUGCAUCAUAGGAUGUUUCUUGGAAAGGAUUCGGAAAUGUGCAACUAAAAAUAGGGAAUUGGACACAGUACACUUGAAUUAAUAAUAACCAAUCAGUUGUUAAUUAGUUGUAAUUAGAGAAUUCUUCAACAGGCAGACAAUUAUACAAUUCAACAUAUAUAGAGUAAUAAAUACUUACAUUUUUUGUGGGUUUAAUAGAGAGCCUAAGUCUCUCGCUUCACUUUCGCCCAAUGGGACCUUAUUUCCGAACAAAUACACUGAACAAACACUGAGACCCUGGUUCAAUUCCCCACUGUGACACGUCCACCAAUGUGUCCCUGAGCAAGACACAUUACCCCUAGUUGUUAAAAUGUAAGUCGUUUUGGAUAAAAACGUCAGCUAAAUGAAUAAAAUUUAAAUGUAAUGUCACAGUUAAGUUGCACUUUACUCGAUUUUAAAACACAGCCUAAACCAAUAAACUGAAAUUUGUAAAUAUUUAUUAAAAUAAAAUGCCCUGGAGAACUGAAAAAGCUGUUUACCUUACAAACACCCAUAUCAAUAAGAGCAGAGCAAUUAAUAACAACAUUAGCUAGUUAAACUGCCAAUUUAAGAUCAUGCAAACGAUAGUUGGUUAGUUUACUACUACUAUAACAAGUGAGGGGGAAAAAAAGCUCAUGUAAAUAAAUUGUCCUUCUGCUAACAUUAACUAGUACAAGGACCAACUUUGGCUCAUGUAAAAGUUCUUUUACCAACAUUAGCCAAUGAAGUCUGAAAGUUCUCAGUCAUCCAGGUCAGAGUUGUCCAAAGAAGGUUAAAGAUACCAGAAGACAUUUCAUCUCUCAUCCGAGAGACUUAUUCGAAUCUGAAAUGACUGGUAGGGAAACUCAGCUAUUUAACCUCAGUGGGGUCGUUUGCCAGGAUCAUCGAUACCGCUGGUUCGUUAGUGCUCCUGGCUGUGGUAAAGACAGUCGCUAUGGUCGUUAGAACCACCCGUGGCCAAGUCUGAACGACCAUCGUUGGCAUCUUCACCUGAGGCCAAGAGGUAUUUCUUGUUGAGUUUCCUGGGAACUUAUCCUCCACUAACAAUGCUGCCCUUUCAUCACUUCCCAGGAAACGUAACAAACGUAACCUCUGGUCGUUCAGACUUGGUUCUAACGGCAUUACCACAGCCAGGAGCGCUAACGAACCAGUGGUAUCGAUCCCCACAGAGUUUAAAUAGCUGAGUUUCUCUACUAGUCAUUUCAGAACUGAAGAAGUCUCUUGGUUGAAGAUACUAGAAGACGUUUCGUCCCUCACCCAAGUCCAGUUGCUGUCGACUUUAACCUUCUUUGGAUUAGCUAAUGAAAUGACCAACUUUGGCUAAUAAAGUUCUUUUGCUAAUAAUAGCUGAUGAAAUGACCAUUUUCAGCUUGUGUAAAAGUUCUAGUGCAAACCAGAGGUUUAUUUUCAAACUAAUCCUCCACACCACAUUUUUCUUCUGCUAGUUAACUACGAAGACAAUCAGCUGAUUUAAGUUAGCUUGCUAAUGAUAGCUGUUUGUUACAAAACCAGGUGGUGGUACAAUCAUUUAAAAAAAGCUUUUUUGUUGCAUGUUUAUUUCUCCUGCACAUAAUGAUGAAUACAUAAAAAAAUAUUUUAUUUAGAUUGACCAUUUCUGCUGUACAUGCAUGUGCUGUAGGAGGAGUCAAAUGUGACAGAAGGUCCUGAUCUGAAAGGGAGGGGUGACGGCUUGUUUCCAAGUUAGUACUCUUUAGGGUUGAAAAACUAGAACUUUAUUUCAAACUUAAAAAAUAAACAAAAUAUGGCAGUAAACCUUCAAUAAAUAUAACCAUUAGCUCACUGACUAGCGAGCAGAUUCAUUUAGCAAGCACAUUUAUGUCAAUGCUAACAAUAUCUUAAAAUUCAACAAUCUUGAUCUGAACACACAUCAGUUCUAAUAAUUAGUGUGAGUUUCAGCACGGCAACAAUAUGAACAAGAAUUUUUAGGACAGAUUCCAUGUAGAGCCACAUUAAAAUAAAAUAAAAAUGUUAGUGUCCCUUUAAACUCCUGCUGUGUGGGCAAUUCAGCUCGGUCAGCGUACACCUAAUGCUAAUAAGUGUACGUACGGUACGUGGUUUUUAACUGUAUUACUAAUCAAAUUGAAUGUUGUAAUAGUCGGGAACAUUAGCCACUGAGUAGUGCUGUAACCUCUUUAUCUACUCUACUAUAUAUACAUAUAUAUUGUUACCUGUAAUCUGUAUAUAAACACUGGAUAAACAAUUAA